Messenger RNA from Cryphonectria parasitica EP155, 3297 nucleotides. Its product is annotated as Cullin-domain-containing protein. Gene Ontology annotation, molecular function: ubiquitin protein ligase binding. Gene Ontology annotation, biological process: ubiquitin-dependent protein catabolic process; protein ubiquitination. The transcript has 3 exons. Gene Ontology annotation, cellular component: Cul3-RING ubiquitin ligase complex. The record is from RefSeq and is a predicted model, not a curated record. Bases 316 to 2865 code for a protein of 849 amino acids. NCBI's taxonomy places the organism in Eukaryota, Fungi, Ascomycota, Sordariomycetes, Diaporthales, Cryphonectriaceae.
GUUGUUGACUCUUCUUUUCCUUCCUCACGAUCAGAGACUUGACUACUAUCAAGGGUUGCGGAGUCGACAUAUAUACCCUUCUUGUUUGUUCCGGGACCCUCCGUCUCCUUCUGCUGCCUCCCUCUCCUUCCUGUACUUAACCAACACCCUCCCACCCCUCCUCUUGCCAGACCUCUCCUCUCUUUCUCCUCUUCCUUCAAAUCAUCUCAGGAGAUCUGCUAGAAGGCCUCUUUGUCCUCUGCUUGUCUCUCUUCCUCUUCAAUCCUUUGUUUCUGAACCAACAAACCACUACCAGCCAGUCCAGAUGGGCAAGCAAUGAUGCAUAGAUCAUCAAACAAGAUUCGGCCUCCUCGUAAGCCCGUUGGCCGCGGCUCUCCCAAUGGCCAGCUUACCGAGGAGCAGGAGUUCGAGGCCUGCUGGUCCAUGCUCUGCGGCGCCCUGACCGAUAUCCACCGACGCGAUGCCGGCAAACUCUCCUUCGAACAGUUGUAUCGCGCUUCCUAUAAAAUUGUCAUAAAGCGACGAGGCUUGGAAUUGUACGAGAAGGUCGGCGCUUUCGAGGAGAAAUGGUUCCGCGACGAGGUCAUCCCCCCCAUCUACGAGCUGGUCUCGGGAAAACUUGUCAACCUGGCCCUGGGCGACCUGCCCGGUACCUCCACAAACGAGCGGCGUGAGAUGGGCGAGAAGUUCCUCAAGGGUAUGCGGGACUCGUGGGAGCGUCAUGUCAGUGCUAUGGGUAUGAUUACAGACAUUAUGAUGUACCUCGACCGAGGCCAAGUCCACCACGCCGACCAGACCAGCGAUCGGCCCCCCCUCUACAUGGUCGUCCUCGGCCUGUACCGCGACAAUAUCCUGCGCUUCGAGUUUCCUUCCAUUGAGGGUCCCCUGACAAAUGUCAUCAACGCCGUCGUGCUCGACCUGAUCAACAUGGACCGCGAUGGCGAGAUCGUCGACCGCAACCUCGUCAAGAGGGUCCUGGUCAUGUACGAGCAGUUGGCAGAGACGGACGAGACGAUAGACGACAACCGCCUCUACAUUACCACAUUCGAGCCAGCCUACAUUGAGGCGGCCCGUCAAUACUACGCCCAAGAGGCUGAUCGCCUGUUGCAGGACGGCGAUGCGGGCACCUGGAUCCGCCAGACGAACCGUCGUCUGCAGGAAGAGGUGGCGCGGUGCGAGACCACAGUCUCUAAGCUGAGCCAGGCCAAGAUCCUUGCUGUCGUCGAGGACGAGCUCAUCUCGAAGCACCUGGACAAGUUCUUGGCGCUGGAAACUACUGGUCUCCGCGCCAUGAUCGACAAUGAUCGCUUCGAGGACCUGUCUAUCCUCUACCGCCUGGUCUCCCGCCCUGGAGUCAAGAAUGGCAUCGACAAGCUCAAGAAGAUCCUCUCUGUGCGCAUCGUGGAGCUUGGUGUGGAGAUCGAGAAGGGUCUGACCGAGGCCAACCUUUCUGGCUCGAAUGCCAAGACUGACGAGGAUGCCGCCCCGACUGAGGGCGCUGAGAAGACGAAGGCAUUGACUGGCACCGCUCGACAGACGGCUGCGGCCGUCAAGUGGGUCGACAAUGUUCUGCGCCUCAAAUUCAAAUUCGACAAAUACUUGUCUGACUGUUUCGAGGGUUGCAAGAUCUUGGAGUCUGCUGUCACCAAGAGCUUUGCCGACUUUAUCAACCUCUUCCCUCGCUGCGCAGAGGUUGUCUCGCUCUUCAUCGACGACACCCUAAAGAACGGCAUGCGAGAGAAGUCGGAGGCUGAGAUUGAUGCGACGAUGGACAGGGCUAUCACGCUCAUCCGAUACCUGCAGGACCGUGACAUGUUCCAGCGCUACUAUCAGAAGCAUCUGGGACGGCGCCUCCUGCAUGGCAAGAACGAGAGCCACGAGGCCGAGAAGCAGCUCAUCUCGCGCAUGAAGCAGGAGAUCGGCAGCCAUUUUACCUCCAAAUUCGAGGGCAUGUUCAAGGAUAUGGACACCUCGGCUGACCUCACAUCUGGAUACCGCGAUCAUAUCCGUGCCCUGGGUGAUGUGGACCGCAAGAACGUCGAGCUCACUAUCAAUGUGCUCACCAGCAACAACUGGCCUUCGGACAGCAUGUAUUCUGCCAAGCCUGGUGGCAAUGAUGGUCUCAGGGUUGAGUGCACCUGGCCUGUUCAGGUCAAGCGGCUGCAGGAGAGCUUUCUAAAGUACUACCUCAGCGAGCGUAACGGUCGAGUCCUCACAUGGAUGGGCAGUCUCGGCACUGCCGAUAUCAAGUGUGUUUUUCCCAAGGUCCCUGAUAAGGACAGUGGACCUCUGAGCAAGGAGCGCCGGUACGAGCUCACCGUAUCUACCUAUGGUAUGGUAGUCUUGAUGAUGUUCAACGAACUGCCCGAGGGCGAGUGGCUCAGCUAUGAGGACAUCCGGGCCACCACCAACAUCCCUACAGGCGAGCUGAACCGCACGCUCGCGUCUCUGUCACUUGCUCCCCGGUCCAAAGUCUUGUUGAAGGAGCCCAUGAACAAGACGAUCAAGUCUGGAGAUAAGUUCGCCUAUAAUAAUUCCUUUGCCAGCAAGACUGUCAAGAUCCGGGCCCCUAUCGUCAGCGCCCAGUCCAAGGUCGAGGACAUGGAUGAGCGCAAGGAGACGGAGAAGCGUAACGAUGAGAGCCGCGCUCACAUCGUGGAUGCCGCGAUCGUUCGCAUCAUGAAGGCCCGCAAGGAGCUUCCUCACAACCGUGUCAUCACCGAGGUCAUCAACGUCCUCCAUGGCCGCUUCAAGCCUGACGUGUCUCUUGUCAAGAAGCGCAUCGAAGAUCUCAUCUCUCGAGAGUACCUUGAGCGUGCUGAGAUCAGCGACGCUACCCAGCAGGUCUACCGUUACCUGGCUUGAUGGUCCCCUUCCCAUCAUCAAAAUGGUCCUCGUCGAAGGGAGAGAGAGUGACCCACUCAUUGUAUUGUUUUCUCUGCUUGUUUCUAUUUUUUUCGGACUCAAUACCUCGUGCUUUUUCCAACAACCAAAAUGAGGCGAGGCGUCUGGUCAUUUUGCGCACUUCAAAUCAGCAUUGCUGCAUGGUCGGCCGGGACCGGCAUCUGGUAAAGAAUCAUGGAUGAAGGAAGCACAGGCAUUCAAAGAAUUACCCAUUUGGUUUUGCAUGUGAAUUGGCCUCCCUGGACGACUAGAUGUAUGGAUAAGGCAAGAUACCAGUGGGCGAGUCUUUUGAGUCCCGGGGGGGCAGCUACACUGGGCGUUUUAUGGUAUGAUAACUCUUACGAUAGGUCUGGAUCACCAUGUGGCCAGAUGCAAAUAAAAAGUAUGUUUCCC